Aureobasidium musti is the source of this 183-nucleotide messenger RNA. NCBI's taxonomy places the organism in Eukaryota, Fungi, Ascomycota, Dothideomycetes, Dothideales, Saccotheciaceae. The record is from the annotation of a GenBank genome assembly.
AUGAAUGACAUUGGCCCCAAGCUGGAGGAUGCCAAAUCCAAAGAAAUGGCAGAGAUGAUGGGCAAGUUGAAAGGCCUAGGUAACAGCAUGUUGAAGCCUUUCGGGCUGAGCACGAACAACUUCCAGUUCGUGAAGGACGAGAAAAGUGGAGGAUACAGUAUGAACUUCAAUCAGAACGCUUGA